Molecule: messenger RNA, 366 nt
Organism: Cygnus atratus (black swan)
Lineage: Eukaryota; Metazoa; Chordata; Aves; Anseriformes; Anatidae
Gene: COXFA4L2
Product: NDUFA4 mitochondrial complex associated like 2
Exons: 4
Coding region: 56-319 (87 amino acids)
Source: RefSeq, a predicted model, not a curated record
GGCCAGCACUCAGAGCCUCGCACCACAACCAGACCUCCGGUCCCGCUCCCUUGCCAUGAAGGGCCCCCUGCUCGGAGCCAUGUUCUCCCGGCACGUCAAGCGGCACCCCGGACUCGUUCCCCUCAUUGGCUUCAUCAGUGUUGGACUGGGCAGCGCUGUGCUGUACUUGCUCAGGCUGGCCCUGUACAGCCCGGACGUCAGCUGGGACCGAAAAAAUAACCCUGAACCCUGGAAUAAGCUGGGCCCCACGGACCAGUAUAAAUUCAUGGCGGUUUCCACCGACUACAAGAGCCUCAAGAAGGACCGGCCCAGCUUCUGAGCUGCUGCCUUGUGCCAGCCCCCCCCAGCACCUUCUGCAGCCCCCCC